Molecule: messenger RNA, 515 nt
Organism: Moneuplotes crassus
Lineage: Eukaryota; Ciliophora; Spirotrichea; Euplotida; Euplotidae
Source: the annotation of a GenBank genome assembly
AUGAUUCAAGGAAUGCCAAGGUGCAAGACUUAUAUGGAUUGAGAGAAGAUCGCAUAUAUGGUCAGAAAGAGUGCAGAUAAUGCUCUCAAACAAGAUUUGUUCGUCUGUUCGAUGUGUAUGAUGACUCAUUACUCUGACCAGGUUUUAGAGCCUAUCCCUGAGAUUGAUCCAAUUACUGAGUGCCUCAACAGUGGUAUGCGGACUCAAAUGUUGUAUAGGUGGCAUAGUUUACCUAGGAUGCACAUUCAUGAGAGAGUAUUAUAUCUACAAUGAUGUUACCGCACAAAGAGUUGGCCUCUACAGGAAGAGCUCCUCAGGCCACCCAUCAAUUAUACUAGCGAUCAUUACAUUGUUGGUACUCAUAGUGAGCUUCUAAAAGAGGCUUGGCUUAGACCGUGUGCUAGUCUCUUCUAACCCUCCCUGGCCGUUCAUUCAUGACUGAAAGGAUGGUUUUGGGUAAAGAAAACCAGAAGAGAUCUUAGCAUAAAUAUUAUUUCAUCAAUAACACCAUUUGA